UUUUCUGGAUUUGUCCCACCAAACGACAGUGUUGAAACGAAACCGUUCUUGCCCGGUGUGAGAAACUAGAAAAGAUUUUUAAAAACAAGAUUUCCCACCUAUUUUUUUUUUGAAAAAGCUCCUUUCGUUCAGUGGCUUUAUUUAUUGUCGUAGAUUCUCAAGUGUUUAUCUCUGAGAUAAACAGUUAACUCCCAUGCCAGAAACUUAUGCCUCCUUAUUGAUUUACAGUCCCCUUUGGCCACAUUCCAUGCUCAAUCUGCUGGGAAUCAGUAGAAUAUUCUAACUUUCUCAUAUACCCCGGAGGAUUAAGCGAAGUUUCCCUUUUUCUUUCCGCCCCCUCCUCCUCUCCCCCUUCUUUGUGGGUAGGAAGGUUUUUAAGGCAUGAUAUCAACAGGAGAAGGAAGGAAAUAACAUGUAGCAGCAUGAUGAUCGAACCACGUAUACUCUUCUUGAGGAGGGUACAGUCCUGAUCGGAGAGGUCUGAAGGGAGUGAAUGUUCUGUUUUGCCUGACUUUGUCCUUGUGUUUGUUUACUUAAGUGUUUGAAUAGCCUGACAUUUUCUUAGAGCAUUUUUUUGUUUUGCUUCGUUUUGCCAAACACUAGAUCCUGGGUGACAGGUACAGGUAAACCGCCUAAGGUUUAGGUUCCCUGGCUGCCUAAAUACCUUGCGUCUUACUGGGUGACCCCUCGGCGUGCAUGUAAGUGGGUUGUCUCCUGGUCUUGUGUUCAUUUUCUUUGCCAGGGCGGGUCGCUGAUGAAACACUAAAGAACAAAGCUAUUUGAUUGGAACGGCAAGGAAUUGGUUGUUUGGGUCUUGAAAAAUGAGCUUAUGGUGCCUUGCGGUAAAAAGCGCGAUGUACAUACACGUGUUUCUGAUUUCUCCGAAGCAAACGGCCGGUGUUGGUUCUUCAGAACGAAGCACUUUAUCCACAGCGGCGCUCCUACACUAGCGAGGAUGAAGCCUGGAAGUCCUUCCUGGAAAACCCUCUCACCGCAGCAACCAAAGCAAUGAUGAGCAUCAAUGGGGACGAAGACAGCGCGGCCGCCCUGGGCUUGCUCUAUGACUAUUACAAGGUUCCAAGAGAGAGGCGAUCGUCAACAGCAAAGCCAGACGUUGAGCACCCAGAACCAGAUCACAGUAAGAGAAACAGCAUACCAAGUGUGACUGAGCAGUCCCUCGUUUCUGCUGGAGAAAACAGAGUGCAAGUACUGAAAAAUGUGCCAUUUAACAUCGUUCUUCCCCAUGGCAACCAACUGGGCGUUGAUAAGAGAGGCCAUCUAACGGCUCCCGAUACAACAGUCACUGUCUCCAUAGCAACGAUGCCUACCCACUCCAUCAAGACAGAAACCCAGCCCCAUGGCUUCGCUGUGGGAAUCUCUCCAGCAGUGUAUCAUCCUGAGCCCACUGAGCGGGUGGUGGUUUUCGACCGGAACCUUAACGCUGACCAGUUCAGCUCUGGUGCUCAACCCCCAAAUGCUCAGAGGCGAACUCCAGACUCUACCUUCUCAGAGACCUUCAAGGAAGGCGUUCAGGAGGUUUUCUUCCCCUCGGAUCUCAGUCUGCGGAUGCCUGGCAUGAAUUCAGAGGACUAUGUUUUUGACAGUGUUUCUGGGAACAACUUUGAAUAUACCCUAGAAGCCUCAAAGUCGCUUCGACAGAAGCCAGGAGAUAGCACCAUGACAUACCUAAACAAAGGCCAGUUCUACCCUGUCACCUUGAAGGAGGUGAACAGCAGCGAGGGCAUCCAGCGGCCCAUCAGCAAAGUCCGAAGUGUGAUCAUGGUGGUUUUUGCAGAAGACAAAAGCCGAGAAGAUCAGUUAAGGCAUUGGAAAUACUGGCACUCCCGACAGCACACAGCUAAACAAAGAUGCAUUGAUAUCGCCGACUAUAAAGAAAGCUUUAAUACCAUCAGUAACAUUGAGGAGAUUGCAUAUAACGCCAUUUCCUUCACUUGGGACAUAAACGACGAAGCAAAGGUUUUCAUCUCUGUGAACUGCUUAAGCACAGAUUUCUCUUCUCAGAAAGGCGUGAAGGGGUUGCCUCUUAACAUUCAAAUUGACACCUAUAGUUAUAACAACCGUAGCAACAAGCCUGUGCACCGGGCGUACUGCCAGAUAAAAGUCUUCUGUGACAAGGGAGCUGAAAGGAAAAUCAGGGAUGAAGAACGAAAGCAAAGCAAAAGAAAAGGCAAGUGUACUGACCCCAGCUCCCAGUUGAAUGCCUUUUCCGACGUCAAAGUGCCACUGCUUCCCUCUCACAAACGAAUGGAUAUCACGGUUUUCAAACCCUUUGUUGAUCUGGACACUCAGCCUGUCCUUUUCAUUCCCGAUGUGCACUUUGCCAACCUUCAGCGGGGAACUCACGUCCUUCCUCUGGCCUCAGAAGAACUGGAGGGUGAAGGGUCUAACUUGAAAAGGGGUCCGUACGGAUCAGAGGAUGACUUUGCCAUUCCAACUCCCGCUAAGCUGACUCGGGUGGAAGAACCAAAGAGAGUGCUGCUGUAUGUGCGGAAGGAGUCAGAGGAAGUCUUCGAUGCCCUGAUGCUUAAGACUCCGUCUUUGAAAGGCUUGAUGGAGGCCAUCUCAGACAAGUAUGAUGUGCCCCAUGACAAGAUUGGGAAAAUAUUCAAGAAAUGUAAAAAAGGGAUUCUGGUGAACAUGGACGACAACAUCGUGAAGCAUUACUCCAAUGAAGACACCUUCCAGCUGCAGAUUGAGGAAGUGGGGGGGUCGUACAAACUCACCCUCACUGAGAUCUAAGGGCACACCGCCCCCCCCCCCCCAGCGAGUUCAUGAAGGUCUCACGUAGGUCUUACCCACCGGAAGCAGGUGCAUCGCAGGCGUGGGCGGAUGCCGGCGGAAGGGACUCCUUUCGAGUUGGAGACGGCGUUGCGUUUGGCUGGUAGAUAGCGUUCCACACGCCGCCCUGGCGUUUUUCAGGCAGCCGAGGAAUCCAUAUGCCAUCAUAUUUGAAUCUUCUGAUAUAAAUACUUAGGAUUAAAAGUGAAACCUUUAUUCCAAGAUCUAAUAGACUCUCUGGGAACCUUUAGAAUAUCUGCUACGUUAUUUAUAUAAAAAUACUGGACUGUUUGUCUCUUCAAUGUUAGUGGGCCUGCUCACCAGUGCAAGUCAGAAAAGGCAGCGGGCUUGGCUUUCAGGGUGCUGUGCCCUUGCCCGAGCUCAGCGUGACCGACUGCCUCAGGGUAGGGGGAGCGGCGCCCCAAGAGGAGGGGGGGUGCGCCCUUUCUCCCUCAGCCUCUCCGCCUCCAGAAAAUGUUUACUCAAGUAGGGCAUGUUCCUGAAAUCUCCCCGUGCCACUUUCUUGAACAUAUCACCUGCCUUUCUCAUGAAGAACCUAAAUGGGUGACAGUGUGAAUCAGUUAAGCUAACGCUGCAUUGUAUAUAAGUGCAAUACGUUUUUGAAGGCCUGUGUCUGUAAAUGUGUAUAUACGUGUCUUAUACAAAUAGAUAAUAUAUAAACACGGCGUCUGUACAUACAGCAAAGAGAUGCAACAAGGUCUACCUUGCAGACUUUCCCUAGACGAAAGGUUAAGUUAUUUUCGGUAACGUAUACCAAGCAGACCGAGUCCUGUGCUUGGUGGAACCCACCAAAACGCCUCGUCUGCGUCCUGCCAACAGCGGUCCUCCCAGAGCACGGCCAAACCUGCCCAAACGGCAGAGAGUCUGUUUGCUCUUGAGAAUGCGGUUGGUUAUUCGGAUUGCUGCCCUAGCGAACGAAGUAAAGGAAGAACGCCGGCGCAUUUCCCGUCUGCUGCGCAUGCCGUUCUCAAUCGUGUGUCCCCACGAGAGUGAACACGCAGUAAUUCUAACACCUGCUGCGAUUAUCGCGGCCUCAGUGAGACGACCCCUGAAUGGAGUCCUUCCUCAUCCUCCUGUUACGCGAAGUGAUUCCUAGUUCAUCGUGUUCCAGAGCCUUCAGGCUUCGAGCACCUUGUGUGCUGCAGACCAUUCUGGAACGCGCUCAUGAGUGCAUGAGACUGUAUUACUCUGGCAGGGGAACAAUUUGUACACGUGUUGAAAUAUAUAAAUGUACUAAAGAGUGUAAUUUUAUAACAAGUACAAUCACGGGUAUGUAGGUUCAGGGAGCUAGAGUAGGUCAUCUGUGUAAGUAGGACUUGUAGUUGCAUUUUUACGUUAAACUGUCCUAAUGAAGUAUGUGAACUAAAUUAAAUUGCUGGUUUUCUAAGAUAAGGUACCAUGGGACACGGGUCAUGGCUAUUUUAUAUUUUGUGUUACGAAGUUAGUUUUUGUCUUGUUUGUUGUUUUUCACUGUAUCACCGAAGAUGCAUUUUAAACCAAAGGGAUUAAAUUUUGUAUAUCUAUUUCAUAAGACGUCACUUCCUGUUAACUCCAUUCCACUUUACCCUUCCGUGACUCGCUCACGCGCGGCGUGAGAUCGUAACCUCGUGGACUGAGAAGAACCUCCCUAGCAUUCUCCCCUCGUUUCUCAAACGGAGAGUCCUCUUUCCCCUCCGGCUUAAUGUUUCCGUGCAGGUGUCUGAAAUGACCCAAGUGACUGUUAAAUAAGGGAGCCCCGAAUGAUUGCCACUGUUACCAAAGCUGAAGGUAGGACGCUUCGAGACCUAAAAUCGUAAGGGUUCUUAGUUUUUUAAAAGCUUAACAGAGCAUGUUUGGUUUAAAAAGAUCUGCCAAUGAUGUUUCAGUUCGUCAGACUUUCUGAAUGAGACAGCUGUCAGGAGUUUAUUCAGGGAAUCCAGGGCCUGGAUGUGAUGGACACUAAAAUAAAUUUCUAACGAAUA
Molecule: messenger RNA, 4781 nt
Organism: Panthera uncia (snow leopard)
Lineage: Eukaryota; Metazoa; Chordata; Mammalia; Carnivora; Felidae
Gene: GRHL1
Product: grainyhead like transcription factor 1
Exons: 15
Coding region: 1009-2760 (583 amino acids)
Biological process (GO): regulation of transcription by RNA polymerase II
Cellular component (GO): nucleus
Molecular function (GO): DNA-binding transcription activator activity, RNA polymerase II-specific; RNA polymerase II cis-regulatory region sequence-specific DNA binding
Source: RefSeq, a predicted model, not a curated record